This is a messenger RNA of Dothidotthia symphoricarpi CBS 119687, 1524 nucleotides long. Its product is annotated as MFS general substrate transporter. Gene Ontology annotation, molecular function: transmembrane transporter activity. The coding region runs from base 1 to 1524 and encodes 507 amino acids. Gene Ontology annotation, cellular component: membrane. The record is from RefSeq and is a predicted model, not a curated record. Gene Ontology annotation, biological process: transmembrane transport. Lineage: Eukaryota; Fungi; Ascomycota; Dothideomycetes; Pleosporales; Dothidotthiaceae. The transcript has 4 exons.
AUGCGACAUCACGGCCUUUUUGAUAUCCAGCCUGUCUCUGACAUUGCCAGUCCGGAGCCCACACUUCAAAAGAGCAAGGGAAAAGCCCCACAGAGGCUCGAAGAUGUGGGUGUGCUGCCGGACAGUGGAUUUGAGGACGUGCUAGCUGGAAAGUCUCGAAAUAUGUCUACAGAUCCGGUAACCAAUUCCUCAGAGCAAGAGCCGCAAGCAUGGCCACAAACGCCAAAGACACCAAAUGCGCUUGAGAUGAGCCGUCCACCCUCUCCUUCAAGAGAAGAAGCCGUUGGGUUGAUACGCAUGUGGAACGGCGACCCGAUGACUAAAUGGAGAAUUCUAUGCUGCUGUUUGAUCUACUUUUCGAACGGGCUGAACGAUGCUGUUGUUGGUGCUCUUAUUCCGUACAUGGAAGUGUACUACCAAGCUUCUCACACGAUCAUGUCAUUGGUCUUUGUCGGGAACGCAGCAGGAUUCAUUCUCGCCGCAUUCUUCACCAACGUCAUUCUUGGUCGAAUCGGAAGAGCAAAGACACUGAUCCUAGCUGAACUGAUUCAGCUUUCGGCCUACACCAUCCUUGUCUGCACACCUCCUUAUGCUCUUGUGGUUAUCUCCUUCUUCCUUCUGGGCUACGGCGCGGCCAUGAACCUAGCACUAAACAACGUGUACUGCGCGAACACACACCCUUCCAGUGUUAUUCUCGGCGCGUCUCAUGGGGCCUACGGCAUUGGAGGUAUCAUCGCACCCAUCAUCGGAACUGCUAUCGUUUCACGAGGCAUCCUAUGGUCGCGUUUCUACUUCAUCACGAUAGGACUACGGUUAUGUUGCAUUGCUUUCGCCGCCUGGGCAUUUUGGUCCUAUCAAGAAGACUCGCCGCAAACAUUGCUGAAUGCUAUUGAACUCACAGCUAGUCGUCAACCAGCUGAUGAAGAUUCCGAGUCCAAAUCAAAGGAUCUGAAGCUUGCAUUGAAGAACAAGGUAACCAUCUUCGGCGCUUUGUUCAUUUUCGCCUAUCAAGGGGCAGAAGUGGCCAUAUCGGGCUGGUUCAUUUCGUACUUGAUCAAUUAUCGAGAUGGUGACCCAGCAAAGGUCGGUUAUGUGACAGCUGGCUUCUGGGGUGGUAUUACCGUUGGCCGUUUCGUUCUCACUCAUGCUGCGCCUAAGAUAGGCGAACGAUGGUUCGUUGUCGGUCUCACACUAGGAACCGUGGUCCUCCAGCUCCUGGCCUGGUUGACCCCCAACAUCAUCGGCAAUGCCGUUGCAGUGUGCCUUCUGGGUCUACUGCUUGGUCCUGUUUAUCCAUGUGCGCAGACGGUUUUCUCACGCUCCAUGCCACGCCACAUCCAAACGACAGCCAUUGGCUUCAUUGGUGGUGCGGGAAGCUCUGGAGGGGCUGUAGCCCCGUUUACAACUGGUAUUCUUGCUCAGGCUGCUGGUACAUGGGUGCUUCACCCUGUUUGCCUUGGGCUUUAUGGCGCUAUGCUCGCUUGCUGGUUUGCGUUGCCGAAGGUUCACAAGCGAACUGAGUAG